This is a messenger RNA of Symbiodinium necroappetens, 2286 nucleotides long. The record is from the annotation of a GenBank genome assembly. Lineage: Eukaryota; Dinophyceae; Suessiales; Symbiodiniaceae.
AUGGAGAAGGAUUAUGUAGACUGUUUGGCACAGGAAAAAGAGCUUGGCGUGCAAGCUCCCGUGGGUUUCUGGGAUCCAGCAGGGUUUACCUCUGCCGGUGAUGCAAUCGAAUUCAGGCGCCGCCGUGUCGUUGAGCUCAAGCACGGUCGCGUGUCCAUGCUCGCCUGCACUGGGUACAUCGUGCAGGAGUUCUUCAGAUUCCCAGGAUUCCUUUCUCCAUCCACAGAUCUCAAGUUCUCCGACGUGCCCAAUGGUUUGGCAGCGGUGACGAAGGUCCCCGCAGUCGGAUGGUUCCAAUAUACCGUCUUCUGUGGCAUCUGCGACCUUUGGUUGUGCCAUCAGGUAGCAAGCAACCCUCCGGGCAAGCUGACCACCCGCCUCUUCGGCGAUGAAGCGUUGAAUUACGAGUACGGCUUCCUGGGCAUCCCCACUUAUUUGGGCGGCCAGGCCAUCAGCGAUCCUGAGCUUCGUCAGAAGAAGCUCAAUGCCGAGCUUGCAAAUGGUCGCCUGGCCAUGAUGGCCAUCAUUGGCAUGUUUUUCCAGGAUGGACUCACAGGCUCGGCCUGGGGCGACUGGGCGAACUAUGUGGACUCUCCUCUGCGAGCCUUCGAGAAUGAACUCGGUGUGCAGGAUGGGGAUGUUGAGACUUUCCGGCGCCGCAGAGAGUCCGAGAUCAAGAAUGGUCGAGUCGCCAUGUUUGCCACGAUGGGAUAUAUAGUUCCAGAAUACUUCAAGUUCCCGGGCUACUUGGCGCCAUCUUCGAAUCUGAAAUUUGCGGAUGUGCCCAAUGGACUCGGCGCAAUCACCAAGGUGCCUGCCGAGGGCUGGCUGCAGUGGGUCGCCCUCUGCGGCUGCUAUGAGCUUUGCGUCAACCAGCCGGUGGACCCUGCAGACCCUGGCAACUACGGCAAGGGCAAGCUGGGUUAUGGUAACAUGGUCCUUGGCAUCACGGCUGAGCCUAUGGCAGACGACGAGGCACGCACACGUGGAAGGAACUCCGAGCUUGCCAAUGGUCGGCUCGCGAUGAUGGCCAUUGUCGGCCUUUGGGUCCAGAACGGGCUGUUCGGCACUCCAUAUGGACUGUACACCGGCUCCAGCGCAUUUGAGAACGAGCUCGGAGUGCAAGCUCCUGCUGGAUUCUGGGACCCGCUCGGCUUUACCAAGGACCCGGCGUGGCAUGCAUCCCUGUUAUCUUUGCAGCACAAGUUCAACUGUGGUCGGAUGUUAGGGCUGGCUUGUUUGGGAUACAUUGUCCCAGAGUACUACCGAUGGCCCGGUGACCUCUCCCCUUCUCUGGGCCUGAAGUUCACCGAUAUCCCCACUGGCUUCGCAGCCUUCAGCAAGGUGCCUCUGUCCGGCUGGGCGCAGAUGGUAGCCUUCGCUGGUUCUGUCGAGCUCUUUCAGUAUGUCGACGAUCCCAAGAGGGCCCCGGGUGACUUCGAGAAUGCCGGGUACCUGGGCAUCCCGAACGGCUUUGUGAAGUCCCCUGAGGGUACCAAGGAGAAGAAGCUUUCUGCAGAGAUCGCCAAUGGCCGCUUGGCCAUGAUGGCCAUCAUCGGCAUGUUCUUUCAGAACGGUCUGACAGGCACGGCAUGGGGCGACUGGUCGGUUUACACAGACUCGCCGCUUAGAGCUCUGAGCGCGGCGCAGGAGCUGAUCGUGGGAACAGGCGGCCCGUUCCAGGACAGCUUUUGGGACCCUGCCGGCAUCACUGCAAGGUCAACGGAGAAAGAAGUCUUGCAGCUUCGUGCCAUCGAGCUCAAGCAUGGGCGUGUUGCAAUGCUCGCUGUGCUGCACUGGUUCCAUGUGUCGGCGGGAUACCACCUGCUGGGUGACUACGCGAUCGGAGAGAAGAUGUCGAACAAUCCGCUGGUCAACAUGACGCAGCUUCCAAUGGGCGGUAUGUGGCAGGUCGUGUUCACCAUCAUGUGCCUGGAGUGGGUGACAACCUACAUCUGCAAGCCGCCGGCAGACCGACCUUGGGAUGUCCUCGGCUGGAAGGGCAUCAUCGACGAGAGCUAUGAUUCCAAGGUAUGGAACAGAUGGCAGGACGUCCAGUGCCAGGAGUUGAAUAAUGGACGCCUCGCCAUGAUUGCGAUCACUGGCUUGGUGGCACAGGAUGUGGUCACCGGUGAGUACUUCGAAGGAAUCGGACAGCUGUGCUUCGGAGCGCAGGUCUGCAAGGAUGCGACGCAAAUCAGCUACGAGGCCUGGGAAGUGCCUCCGAUUGCCUACGAAGAGGCUUUCAAGUACUCCUGGUCCAUUGGUCCAUCAUUCAGCGUGUGA